Dentiscutata erythropus is the source of this 225-nucleotide messenger RNA. Lineage: Eukaryota; Fungi; Glomeromycota; Glomeromycetes; Diversisporales; Gigasporaceae. The record is from the annotation of a GenBank genome assembly.
AUGUCAAAGCAGCUUGAAGAACUAAAAGGGUUCGAGCGAUUAGAAAAACACUUGGAUCCCAAUAAUUUAAGCCUGAUUUCAAUACUCCAAUUUCUACGUUCUAAAAGUGAUUUUACAUUUAAUAAAAAUCAUGAACAUACAAUUAUCUCAAAAUUUUUAACAUGCCUUUCAGAAAUACCUGAAUGGUCUGAGGCUGCAUUUUCACUCAAAAAGGGUGGAAUAUUG